Molecule: messenger RNA, 3612 nt
Organism: Cynocephalus volans (Philippine flying lemur)
Lineage: Eukaryota; Metazoa; Chordata; Mammalia; Dermoptera; Cynocephalidae
Gene: GTPBP10
Product: GTP binding protein 10
Exons: 10
Coding region: 49-1161 (370 amino acids)
Cellular component (GO): mitochondrion
Molecular function (GO): GTP binding; GTPase activity; magnesium ion binding
Source: RefSeq, a predicted model, not a curated record
UUCAGUUUGUGCCGCUUACGCGAGAGAGAACGCUGGCGCUUUGCAGUCAUGGUGCAUUGCAGUUGCGUGUUGUUCAGAAAGUAUGGAAAUUUCAUUGAUAACCUAAGACUCUUCACCAAAGGAGGAAGUGGUGGAAUGGGUUAUCCUCGUUUAGGUGGAGAAGGUGGAAAAGGUGGUGAUGUCUGGGUUGUAGCCCAUAAAAAAAUGACUUUAAAGCAACUUAAAGACAAAUAUCCUCAGAAACGGUUUGUGGCUGGAGGAGGAGCAAACAGUCGGGUUAGUGCACUGAAAGGUUCCAAAGGAAAAGACUGUGAAAUCCCUGUACCUCUGGGUAUUUCAGUAACUGACGAAAAUGGUAAAAUUAUAGGAGAACUCAAUAAAGAGGAAGACAGAGUUUUGGUCGCUGAAGGAGGUCUUGGUGGUAAAUUACUUACAAAUUUCUUACCUUUGAAAGGCCAGAAACGAAUAAUUCAUCUUGAUCUAAAACUUGUAGCUGAUGUAGGCCUAAUAGGAUUCCCAAAUGCUGGAAAAUCCUCUUUGCUAAGUCAGGUUUCUCACGCAAAACCUGCAAUUGCAGAUUAUGCAUUUACAACAUUAAAGCCUGAACUUGGAAAGAUUAUGUACAAUGAUUUCAAACAGAUAUCAGUAGCCGAUCUUCCAGGCUUAAUAGAAGGAGCACAUAUGAACAAAGGCAUGGGCCACAAAUUCCUCAAGCAUAUAGAAAGGACUAGACAACUACUUUUUGUUGUUGAUAUUUUUGGAUUUCAGCUUUCUUCAAAAACUCCAUACAGAACUGCUUUUGAAACCAUAAUACUGCUUACAAAAGAGUUGGAGUUGUACAAAGAGGAACUUCAGACAAAACCUGCAUUGCUGGCAGUUAAUAAAAUGGAUUUGCCACAUGCCCCAGAUAAAUUCCGUGAAUUGAUGAACCAGCUCCAGAAUCCUAAAGAUUUUCUGCAUUUAAUUGAAAAAAACAUAAUUCCAGAGAGGACUAUGGCAUUCCAACAUAUCAUCCCCAUCUCUGCAGUUACUGGAGAAGGAAUUGAAGAAUUAAAGAACUGUAUAAGAAAAUCACUGGAUGAUCAUGCCAACCAGGAAAAUGAUGCAUAUCAUAGGAAACAGUUGCUUAAUUUACAGAUUUCCAAUACAGUAUCUUUAUAGUGUGCCACCAUCAAAGCAUGCCACAUUACUAGUUCCAGAAUGGAUAUAAUUUAAAUCUAUUAAAAAUAGAAUACUAUUCAGCUUUUAAAAAGAAGGAAAUUGUAUCAUUUGACAGCAUGGAUGAACUUGGAGGACAUUACGUUAAGUGAAAUAAGCCACGCAGAAGACGACAAAUUCCACAUGAUCUCACUUAUAUUUGGAGCCUAAAAAAUUUGAACUCAUAGAAGCAGAGAGAAGAAUGGUGGUUAUGAGGGGUUGGAAGAUGGGAGAUUGGGGAGAUGCUGAUCAAAGGAAUCAAAACUUAAGUUAGAUAGGAGGAAUAAGUUCAAGAGAUCUAUUGUACGGCAUGGGGACUAUAGUUAUAACAAUGUGUUGUAUUUUGGAAAUUGCUAAGAGAGUAGAUUUUAAGUGUUCUUGCCACAAAAAAUAGGUAUAUGAAGUAAUGCAUAUGUUAAUAAGCUCAAUUGAGCCAUUCCACAAUGUGCAGCCUGCCCUCUUUAUCCAUGAGUUCCACAUCCGUGCAUUCAACCAAAUGUGGCUUGAAAAAUAUCAGAAAAGAUUACGUCUGUACUGAACAUGUACAGACUUUUCUCAUCAUCAUUCCCUAAACAAUAUAGUAUAACAACUGUGUAGCAUUAUGUUAGGUAGUAUACGUAAUCUACAGAUGAUUUACCGUAUGUGGGAGAAUGUUCAUUGGUUAUAUGCGAAUACUAUGCCAUUUUAUAUCAGAGACUUGAGCAUCCUGUAAUUAAUCCACCACAGAUACCAAGGGAUAACAUAUUUCAAAACAUUAUGUUGUCCAUGAUAAGUACAUACAGUUUUUAUGUGUCAAUUGCAAAUGGUAAUGAAAUUGUUAAUUUGAAAGCUCUUUCACUUUUUAAAAAUAUUGUUACUAACCUUCUGAUAUGCACCAUCAUUCAAGAAUCAUACCUUUUUAAGUUGUUUUGUAGUAAAGCAUAUCAAUAGUAAAAAAGUAACUGAGAGCUAAAAAUUACAUUUUACAUGUUUAUGGCUAAUUGACCUAUAACAUUCUGUAAUAUUCCUUUACUUCUGUCUCUAUUGAGAUCAUUUUAAAAAAUUAUAUGGAAGGAUUUCCUAGGUUAGAAUGAGCAGCUAGGUUUUGUUUGUUUUUGGAUCUGCUGUGUACCUGGUUGCACUAAAUAUACAAUAAUUCACUUUUGUGGAAAACCUCUAAACCCUAAAUUUGAACAUAUGCUCAGUGAUAAUAAAGAUCACUGAUAAUAUCUAACAGAAACCAGCAGAUGUUUGUGACAUGAACUUUUGGAAAAUUUUUCUUAAGUAUAUUAAUAUUUUUCCCUGCUUUGGAGGAGACUGAUCUGUAUGUCUCAUUUUUUAUGUCCUAGUCUGUUUCAACAUCUACUUUCAUAUUUUAGUAAAGAGUGAAGUGCAGACUUCAAACAGUAUUAUCAAUCCUCAAUAUAUUUGUAAGACGUUACAAUUUCUAAGUUCCUGAGGUUCCAAAAAUACUUACAAAUUGGAUAUUUUCCCUUUAUAUGAGUUUUAUUAUAAAAUAUACAUGUUGGGGAAAAAAAUCAAACAGUACAAAAGCAUAUGAAGUAAAAAAAUAAAAGUGCCCUUCUUUCUGCAUUAGGUCCUGAUAUGGAUUAUUUUGUGUCCCCCAACUUUUAUGUAUUAGAAGCUCGAUCCCCGCUGAUGACUAUUAAGAGGGUGGGAAAUCCUAUUAUGGUAGUUGAAAGGUGGCACCUUGAAGAAGUGAUUAGAUCACAGGACCAUGCUGUAGUGAAUGGAUUAAGAAUGGUGGUGAACAGCGUGAUUCUGAGGUCUUUAAAAGGCGAGUGCGUGAGGAGCUCUAUCUGCUCCACCAGUUUUUGCCAUGUGAGACCUCUACAUUGCUGUAAAGCCACCACCAACGGAGAGUGUCAUAAGAUGUGUUGCCUGCAUUUUGGACUUCUCAGCCUCUGAAAUUAUAUGCAAUAAAUUUCGUUUCCGUACAAAUUACCCAGUGCCAGGUAUUUUGUUAUAAGCAACAGAAAUGGACCCCCCAAUCAUUCCCAAAGAAAACCACUGUUAAUAGUUUAUGUUCUUGCAGAAAUAUUUUAUGCAUGUAUUUUUUACCCAAAUGAGUUCAUUAUGUAAAAAUUUUCCAACUUAAUUUUUUUAUAAAGCAGUAGCAACUUAAUGAGCUUUAAAAAUUAUUCAUCAGUCUACAGCUAUACCACCUUGAACAACCCCAAUCUCAUUAUGGUCUAGAAAACUAAGCAGGGUGCUUGGGUGGUAUUUGGAUGGGAGACCAUCAGGGAAUAUUGAGUGCUGUAGACUUUUACGUAAUUUUAAAAAGUUAAAAAUGAAAAUUACUCUCAUGCUCCUUUUAAAUUAUUAGAAAUUUUGUCCUGCAUCAGCCAGCCACCAAAAAAAAAGAAAAAAGUUUUGGAAUUUAAUGAAUUUAAUGCUUUGUAAAAGCUUUUAUAC